UCUGUUUUGUUUUUUUUAAGUGAACACGAAUCCUCUCUUUCUUUCUCUCGCUUGCCCUUUCAUGGCUACCAUUCUCAGCGUUGCUCGUCCCUCUCACUUCCCUCUUCCCGCUACAAAAUACCCAAAAAUCUUUCUUAGAGUCCCUCUAUUUACGUCCCUGCCACUUCCAUCCUCUUCUUCUUCUGGCCUUACUUCUUCCUUCCUGGUUAGAAAUGAAGCAUCUUUGUCUUCAUCUUCCACUCCAAUCCAAGCCCUCACAGCAGAAGCCGUCGACUCUUCGGCUUUAGCCUCUUCUUCAAAGCUUGUACUUGUCGUCGGUGGCACUGGUGGUGUAGGGCAGCUUGUGGUAGCUUCGUUGCUCAAGAGGAAUAUUAGGUCAAGGUUAUUACUACGUGAUCUUGAGAAAGCAACUAAGUUAUUCGGUAAACAAGACGAAAAUGCAUUACAGGUAGUCAAAGGGGAUACUAGGAAUGCAGAGGAUCUUGAUCCAUCCAUCUUUGAGGGUGUGACACAUGUGAUUUGUUGCACUGGGACUACAGCAUUUCCUUCUAAGAGAUGGAGUGGAGAAAACACACCUGAUAAAGUAGAUUGGGAAGGUGUGAAGAAUCUCAUUUCAGCAUUGCCCUCAUCGGUAAAGAGAGUUGUUCUGGUUUCAUCAGUAGGUGUGACAAAGUCUAAUGAGCUUCCCUGGAGUAUCAUGAACCUUUUUGGAGUUCUUAAGUACAAGAAGAUGGGGGAAGAUUUUCUUCGGGACUCGGGUCUUCCAUACACCAUUAUCAGACCUGGUAGAUUGACUGAUGGGCCAUACACAUCAUAUGAUCUGAAUACUUUGCUCAAAGCUACAGCCGGUGAACGGCGUGCAGUUGUUAUUGGUCAAGGAGACAAACUUGUUGGAGAGGUAAGCAGACUUGUGGUGGCGGAAGCUUGCAUACAGGCACUUGAUAUUGAAUUCACACAAGGCAAAGCUUAUGAGAUCAAUUCAGUUAAGGGGGAUGGUCCAGGAAGUGAUACGGAGAAAUGGCGAGAGCUGUUUAAAGUUGCAGAAUCCAAAUGAUAAAAGAGGACACUGAGAAAUGUGUACAGAGCUGCUGAAGACGACACAUAUGCCCGAUCGAAUUGUGUAUACACACAUACUCUUCUUUUGGUCUUUGUAAUAAUUAUUUCCAAAUAGAAGAAUUCUUUAAUUAAUUCAUCUGUAUAGUCGAUGAAUAUAUCGACCAAUCCAAAUAUUAGGUUGCACAUAGGAUCCUUCCUAA
Molecule: messenger RNA, 1256 nt
Organism: Eutrema salsugineum
Lineage: Eukaryota; Viridiplantae; Streptophyta; Magnoliopsida; Brassicales; Brassicaceae
Exons: 9
Coding region: 62-1054 (330 amino acids)
Source: RefSeq, a predicted model, not a curated record